Molecule: messenger RNA, 1029 nt
Organism: Lymnaea stagnalis (great pond snail)
Lineage: Eukaryota; Metazoa; Mollusca; Gastropoda; Lymnaeidae
Source: the annotation of a GenBank genome assembly
AGCAUCAACAAGAUGCUGCUAAUAUCGUUAGCCUUGUGUGAUAUGUGCUUUGGUUUUCUAAUAAUGCCAUUAAGCGUACUCCAAAUCAUGCACAACGGACUCUGGCCAUUCGGCCGUCCGCUUUGCUACGUUAUGAAUACAAUGGAUCUAUCCCUGGGUGGUGUUUCGAUCCUGCACGUGCUGUGCCUUGCCCUGGACAGGUAUCUGGCCAUACGCAUCCCUCUGAGACACAGGCUGCUGACAUGCAAAACAGGAUUGAUGACGAUAGCCUUCUGUUGGGCAUUCCCCGUCUUGUUUUCGACAUCUCUCAUGGGCUAUCUCACUUCCCUCUGGAACAACGACAGGACAACAACUCUACAAGACGUGUAUCAGCUGUGUUUCAUACCUGGUUUCAACCCUAAUUUAACGACAACUCUACUGACUCUGUUUCUUUUACUCUACACCGCAACGUUUCUGGUAGUGAUGCUCACAAUGCUGGAGCUGAGAAGUUUUUUAAAGAAAAAGUUCAAGCCUACGUUUCACUCGCGUGUGUGUCACGCGAUUAGAGAUGCACGUGCUAUCUCUAUUUGUAAACUUUCGGUUGUAGCUAUAUUAAAAAGCGCCACUAACCGUGACGGAAAUGAUGGCUCGGAUUUGAAGUCAGGAAGUUCAUCCCGGCAGAACGUCAGUGGACAGAUGACUCCGGCAGUGAUACCAAGUGAAGGAACACCAACAUUUCAGAAUCUGGCAUCGGCAGCCGGCCCGGCCGUCAGACGAGUGAACAGUAAAGCCAUCUUGACAAUGUUUUCAAUAUUCGCGUGCUUCACCGUCUGCUACGUGCCGUAUCACCUGUUCCUGAUGUUCCCCGACAACUUGCAUUCCCACAAGUUAGAGUUUUCGGCCGUAAGUGUAUUGUGGCUGAGCUACCUCAACUCGGCCAUCAACCCGGCGCUGUACUGCUUAAAUAGAUCUGCCAGGAAAGCUCUCGUCGAGCUGCUGUGUUACAGACAGCGCGGCGGGAAGGAAAAGCUGCGUACGGGGCUAAGCUGA